Messenger RNA from Rosa rugosa (rugosa rose), 1365 nucleotides. RefSeq names its product heavy metal-associated isoprenylated plant protein 7-like. Lineage: Eukaryota; Viridiplantae; Streptophyta; Magnoliopsida; Rosales; Rosaceae. The transcript is spliced from 5 exons. The record is from RefSeq and is a predicted model, not a curated record. The coding region runs from base 222 to 1025 and encodes 267 amino acids. Gene Ontology annotation, molecular function: metal ion binding.
CUUCUUCCCACUUCACUCCCCAAGAUUUCAAUUCAUUUCAAUUCAACAACCACAGCAGAGUGAAAAACUAGUGGCUAUAUUUCUCUUGCAGUUGCAGAAAGCAGAAGCAGAUCCAACUUAUUAUCUGCAUCUUCCAAUCAAAAAUAUUCAAAGCUAGCCGGCCAACUUUCUGAACCAAAAGUACUUUUAGAAUCAAGCAGCUCAGCUCAGCUAGCACAGAAAUGGGUGAAGAAAACAAACCAGAGGAGAAGAAGGAGGGAGAAAAGAAGGAGGAAGAGAAGAAGGUAGAAGAGCCACCGGAGAUUGUGCUCAAGGUCGAUAUGCAUUGUGAAGCUUGCGCCAGGAAAGUUGCUAGAGCGUUGAAGGGUUUUGAAGGAGUUGAGGAUGUAACUACAGACAGCAAAGCGAGCAAGGUGGUGGUGAAAGGCAAAGCAGCAGACCCCAUAAAGGUAUGCGAGAGAUUACAAAAGAAAAGUGGCAAAAAAGUGGAGCUGAUUUCACCUUUGCCUAAACCAGUCGAGGAGGAGAAGAAAGAGGAGCCCAAAGAACCAGAGAACAAGGAGGAGAAAAAAGAGGAGCCUCCCGCUGUUGUUACAGUGAUUUUGAAAGUUCGAAUGCACUGCGAAGCAUGUGCUCAAGUUUUACAGAAGCGAAUCCGAAAGAUCCAAGGAGUGGAAUCCGUAGUAACAGACGUUGGUAACGACCAGGUUGUAGUAACAGGUGUUGUGGAUCCAGCCAAGCUUGCAGAUGAUGUCUACAAAAAAACCAGAAAGCACGUUUCCAUUGUGCCCAAGGAGGAAGAGAAGAAGGAAGAAGAAAAGAAAGAAGAGGACAAGAAAGAAGAGACCAAAGAUGGAGGAGGGGAGAAGAAAGAAGGGGAAACAGAAGAAGGCAAGGGAUCCGAUGAUAACAAGAGUUUUGAUAUCAAGCGGAGUGAAUAUUGGCCAUCAAAGUACUACUCGGAUUAUGCAUAUACCCCUCAGAUUUUCAGUGAUGAGAACCCUAAUGCCUGCUCUGUCAUGUGACUAGAACAAGUAGUCAUUCCUGUAACAUUUUGCCUAUAUAUGUCUACUUAAUUAUGAAUCAACUAAUAAGACGCCGGCUGCAAAAUAUAUAAAUUAAGACUACCUGCUUUCAUUGUGCCAUCCUUUGGCAUGCGUCCUAGCUAUAUGUCUGAGUUAAAUCCUGUGAUGUUUAGGAGGUACGGUUUUUGUACUUAAUUGAUAUAUGCCUGUAAUAAUGAGUUACAUGUUGGCCUGUGUAAUUAUGUAAGUUUGUACUCUGAACUCUGAACUGUGAAUUUUGGUGUAUGUUUGCAAGUGACUAAGUCGAUCGAAAAAUUUCAUAUUUCGAUGCAUUACUUCU